This is a messenger RNA of Megalops cyprinoides (Indo-Pacific tarpon), 4921 nucleotides long. It is a transcript of the gene atp7a, whose product is annotated as ATPase copper transporting alpha. The record is from RefSeq and is a predicted model, not a curated record. The transcript is spliced from 23 exons. Gene Ontology annotation, cellular component: membrane. Lineage: Eukaryota; Metazoa; Chordata; Actinopteri; Elopiformes; Megalopidae. Gene Ontology annotation, biological process: monoatomic cation transport. Gene Ontology annotation, molecular function: copper ion binding; ATP binding; ATP hydrolysis activity. The coding region runs from base 545 to 4918 and encodes 1457 amino acids.
UGGGGCACAUUACAAAAGAUUGCCUGUAAUCACACUGGUCGUGUUUGCCAGUGCCGGUGACGGGACGGGAGUGAAAGCAGUAGCUAGUAGCUUGAUAAUGAACAGUCAUCGACGUCAGCACUAAAGUAGUUUAGUUAUCUGGGCUAGUUAAUUAGCUAACGUCGCACUGCUGCACUACAAAGCGAGCUGGUUGGCUAGCUAACUAUAACUUAAAGAUAAGUUAGACUAAGCUAUGUAGCUAGCCGGCAGCCGACACACACCGCCAAUCACCUGGUUUGAAGACUUGGCUGGAUACUGGUUGUUACCUAGCUAAUAAACAAACUAGGCAGAUUAUCCCCUUGAAAAUAGUGAUCAGAUCAUAAUAGCUACGUAGCAAGACUAACUUCUGCGUACGAUAGCGAGCUAGCUAGCUAACUUAGCUAGCUAGCCAGCUAACGUCACAUCUGAAGAAACUGAUUUGAGUUGUUUAUUAGCUAGCUAACUAGCUAGCUUGGAAGAAACCUGUCAGAAGCUAAACUGGACAUUUUUUGUGGAGUGGGGGACCAUGGCUCUGAAGGCAGCGGUGAGCUCUGUGACAGUGGGAGUGGAAGGGAUGACCUGUGGAUCCUGUGUGCAGAGUAUUGAACAGCGGGUGAGGGAGAUGCCAGGGGUCUUCCAGGUACAGGUGUCCCUGGAGAUGAAGCAGGCUGCCGUGGUGUUUGACCCCAGCCAGCAGAGUCCAGAGUCCCUCGCAGAUGCCAUCGAGGACAUGGGCUUCAUAGCGAGCCAGGCGAACUCCGCCGCCACCAAAGACGUGCCUACGGAAACCAAGCUCCUUGCCCCGGCGGACCUCCCCGUGUCCACGCAGCAGGCGCUAAGCAGACUGUCGCAGCUGAAGGGGGUCCUGGAGGCGAGGGAGGCCCCGGAUCAGAGGGGGGUCACCAUCACCUUCAUUCCCUCUGUGGUAAGCUCUGAGCGCCUGGGCGAGGCCUUGAACACCCUGGCUGCGGAAAGGACGUCCAGGACUCCGGAAGGGCAGCUGCCCGCUCCGUUUGGGGAGGAGCUGGUGAAAAUGCACAUAGAGGGAAUGGUUUGCCACUCCUGCGUCACUACCAUCGAAGGGAGGAUCGGGAAAUUGAAAGGGAUUCAGAAGAUAAAAGUUUUUCUGGAGUCUCAGGAAGCCACGGUGCUGUACCUGCCUGACGUCAUCACGGUGGAUGAGAUCAUCAGCCAGAUCACGCUGGCGGGCUUCAAGGCCCAGCUGAAAUCCAAGCCCCGUCCACUGCAGCUGUCUGCCGGGGAGACAGAUCGCCUGACGGGCGCCCCGGUCCUGUCCCCGGGCAGGACAGAGCCGGAGUGGCCCGGGACAGAGGGCGCGGUCGUUGCGGGGAACGGGCAGGACGGCGCGGCUCAGCUACCCGACGUGCAGUCGGUGGAGGCGUCCCGCAAGAAGGAGGGAGCCGCCCUAAAUCACAGCCCCAGGCUCAUCAACGUGCUCCAGUGUCAGCCCCCUGCGGAGACCCUCCCCCCUGCCCCCCUGCACACCCCCGCACCCGCCUUCUGUCAGCCCCUGGGGGCGGUCGCCGAAAUCCGCAUCGAGGGCAUGACCUGCAAUUCCUGCGUGCAGUCCAUCGAGGGCAUGCUGUCUCAGCACAAGGGGGUGACGUCCGCCCGGGUGUCGCUGGCCAACCACAGCGGGACGUUCGAGUACGACCCUUUGGUCACCACGCCAGAGGAGCUAAGGGCAGCCAUAGAGGACAUGGGCUUCGAUGCCUUCCUGCCUGAAACCAAUUCCCUAGUGCCUGUCCCUGCGCCGAGCUCGCCUUCCUCCACGGGGCGAGUGUCUGUGAAGGAGAGGGAGAGGGAGAAGGAGGGGAGUAGGGGGGGUGCGCAGACCCUCGCCAAGUGCUUCAUCAAGAUCGGCGGGAUGACCUGCGCCUCCUGCGUGGCAAACAUAGAGAGGAACCUCAAGAACGAGGACGGGGUUUAUUCUGUGCUGGUGGCGCUUAUGGCCGGUAAGGCGGAGGUUCGCUACAAUCCCGGGGUCAUCGACCCCCACAGCAUCGCGGAGUGCAUCACAGAGCUGGGCUUCACUGCCUCCGUCAUGGAGAACAUCGACAGCUCCAAUGGAAGCCUUGAACUCGUGGUCAGGGGCAUGACAUGCGCCUCCUGUGUCCACAAAAUCGAGUCCAGCCUGGUGAAGGCGAAAGGGAUUGUUUACGCGUCUGUUGCCCUGGCAACCAACAAAGCCCACAUCAAGUAUGACCCAGAAGUGACGGGACCACGUGACAUGAUCAGAUUGAUAGAGAACCUGGGCUUUGAGGCCUCUCUCGUGAAGAAAGAUCGCUCUGCCAGUCACUUGGACCACAGUCAAGAAAUACGGCAGUGGCGGAAGUCCUUCCUGGUCAGCCUCUUCUUCUGCGUUCCCGUGAUGGGGAUGAUGAUCUACAUGAUCAUCGUCGACCACGACGUCCACACGGAGCACGAGCACAACGCCAGCUCGCCGGACCUGCAGCAGUACCACUCCACCAUGUUCCUGGAGCGGCAGCUGCUCCCCGGGCUGUCCAUCAUGAACCUCAUCUCCUUCCUCUUCUGCGUGCCCGUGCAGUUCAUUGGAGGCCGUUACUUCUACAUUCAGGCGUACAAAGCUCUGAAACACAGGACCGCAAACAUGGACGUCCUCAUCGUCCUUGCCACCUCCAUAGCCUUCACGUACUCCCUGGUCAUCCUGCUGGUGGCCAUGAUCGAGAAGGCCAAGACCAACCCCGUCACCUUCUUUGACACGCCUCCCAUGCUCUUUGUUUUCAUCUCCCUGGGCAGGUGGCUGGAGCAGAUAGCAAAGAGCAAAACCUCUGAGGCUCUGUCCAAGCUGAUGUCCCUACAAGCGACGGAGGCCACUAUUGUCAUCCUGAAUGAUGACAUGUCUGUGCUGAGGGAAGAGCAUGUGGACGUUGACCUCGUCCAGAGGGGUGAUGUGGUUCGGGUGGUGCCGGGGGGCAAGUUUCCUGUGGACGGGCGAGUCCUCGAAGGUCACUCCAUGGCAGAUGAGUCUCUCAUCACAGGGGAGGCCAUGCCCGUGACAAAGAAGCCCGGCAGCUCUGUGAUCGCCGGCUCCAUCAAUCAGAACGGCUCCCUGCUCAUCACGGCCACGCACGUCGGGGCUGACACCACCCUGUCCCAGAUCGUCAGGCUGGUCGAGGAGGCCCAGACGUCAAAGGCUCCCAUCCAGCAGUUUGCAGACAAGAUCAGCGGAUACUUUGUCCCCUUCAUCGUGGGCAUCUCCCUCCUGACCCUCAUUGCGUGGAUUGUUAUUGGAUGCGUUGACUUCGCUCUGGUUGAGAAGUAUUUCCCGGGCUACAGCAAGAGCAUCUCGCAGACGGAGGUGGUGAUCCGCUUCGCCUUCCAGGCCUCCAUCACCGUGCUGUGCAUCGCCUGCCCCUGCUCCCUGGGCCUGGCCACGCCCACCGCCGUCAUGGUGGGCACCGGGGUGGGCGCGCAGAACGGCAUCCUCAUCAAGGGCGGGGAGCCCCUCGAGAUGGCGCACAAGAUUCAGACGGUGGUGUUUGACAAAACUGGCACUAUCACGUACGGCACCCCCGAAGUGAUCCAGGUGAAGCUGGUGGUGGAGGCGAACCGCAUGCCCAAAUCCCGACUGCUGGCCAUCGUGGGCACGGCCGAGAACAACAGCGAGCACCCGCUGGGGGCGGCCAUCGCGAAGCACUGCAAAAAGGAGCUGAGGAACGAGGUUCUGGGCACGUGCACGGACUUCCAGGCGGUGCCGGGCUGCGGGAUCCACUGCCAGGUGAGCAACACGGAGGCGCUGCAGCGGCACGACGGCGGCGGCGGCGAUGGCGAGGAGAGGAACGAGCGCAACUCCGUCCUGGUGCAGAUCGGCGACAGCAUGACCGGCUCCGGCUCGCACCCCCUCAUCAUGGAGCCAGAACCCCUGACCCAGGUGCAGUCCGCGUCCUACGCGGUCCUAAUCGGGAACAGGGAGUGGAUGAGGAGGAACGGGCUCCAGGUGCGCCGGGAGGUGGACGAGGCCAUGAUCGAGCACGAGCGCAGGGGCCGCACCGCCGUCCUGGUGGCCAUCGACGGACUGCUCUGCGCAAUGAUCGCCAUCUCUGACACCGUUAAGCCCGAGGCCGAGUUAGCCGUCCACACGCUCAAAUCUAUGGGCCUGGAGGUGGUGCUGAUGACGGGGGACAACAGCAAAACCGCACGGGCCAUUGCUGCUCAGGUGGGCAUCAGGAAGGUGUUCGCAGAGGUGCUGCCCUCUCAUAAGGUGGCCAAAGUGGAGCAGCUGCAGCAGGCCGGCAGGCGGGUUGCCAUGGUGGGGGACGGGGUGAACGACUCCCCGGCGCUGGCCAUGGCGGACGUGGGCAUCGCCAUCGGCACGGGCACUGACGUGGCCAUCGAGGCUGCGGACGUGGUGCUGAUCAGGAACGAUCUCUUGGACGUAGUGGGAAGCAUUGACUUGUCUAAAAAGACCGUCAAACGGAUUCGAAUCAACUUUGUUUUUGCGCUGAUUUACAACCUUGUUGGAAUUCCAAUUGCUGCUGGUGUGUUCCUGCCCGUGGGUCUCGUCCUCCAGCCUUGGAUGGGCUCUGCUGCUAUGGCUGCUUCCUCUGUCUCCGUGGUGCUCUCUUCCCUCCUACUCAAAUGUUACACCAAGCCCAGCGCCGAGAAGCUGGAGUCGCGGCUGCGCGGGCAGAUGAAGCACAGCAGCUUGUCGGACGUCAGCAUCCACAUCGGCAUCGACGAGUGCCACCGGCCCUCGCCCAAGCUCAGCCUCUUCGACCGCUUCGUCAACUACAGCCGCGCCUCCAUCAACUCGCUGCGCUCCGACAAGCGCUCGCUCAACAGCAUGGCGCUCAGCGAGCCCGACAAGCACUCUCUGCUGGUCGGGGAGGCCGCGUGCGACGAGGAGGCGCUGUAAGGG